AUGCUCGCAGCCGCAACGAGGCAGGGCGCACAGCUCGGACGUGCUCUCCGCAACCAGCCCGCAAAGGCCUGCAGGUCCCUCUCGUCCUCGACCGUCUCCCCAUCCUCGCUCCUCCUCCAGUCGCAGCGCCGCGUCGAGCAGCAGCAGCAGCGCGCGAGCGACGAGCUCGGCGACAUCGUUGCAAAGCGCUGGCUCGGUCACGCGGCUUCAAACGGCACAGAUGCAGACAGGGAGACCAUUGUCCGACUGCUGUACUCGCUCGCCUCGCGCCGCGAAGUCUCGCGCUACCUCCAGAUCUUCUCGUCCGCGACCCACUUUGCCGUCCUCAAGGUCGGCGGCGCCAUCCUCACCAACGACCUCGAGUCGCUCACCCUCUCACUCAACUUCCUCCACCGCGUCGGACUGUACCCCGUCGUCGUCCAUGGCAUGGGAGACAAGCUGAAUGCCCGCCUCGAGGCUGACGGGAUCGUCCCCGACUACAUUGACGGCAUCCGAAUCACCGACGCACGCACGCUCUCGCACGCCCGCCGAGUCUUCCUCUCGGAGAACCUCAAGCUCGUGUCUGCGCUCGAGGCGCUCGGUACGCGCGCUCGCCCGAUCACGACCGGCGUCUUCACCGCCGAGUACCUCGACAAGCCGCGGUACGGCUUUGUCGGCCGCAUCACGGGCGUCGACAAGGAGCCUAUCGAGGCUUCGAUCCGCGCUGGCGCACUUCCCAUCCUCACCUCGCUCGCCGAGACGCCCGACGGCCAGAUCCUCAAUGUCAAUGCCGACGUCGCGACGGCCGAACUCGCCAAGGUGCUCGAGCCGCUCAAGAUUGUCUACCUGAGCGAGAAGGGCGGGCUCUUCCACGGCGUCACGAAGGAGAAGAUCUCGCUCAUCAACCUCGACGAGGAAUACGACGACUUGAUGAAGCAGGAGUGGGUCAAGUACGGCACCAAGCUCAAGCUCCGCGAGAUCAAGGACCUCCUCGACCACCUCCCGCGCUCGUCGUCCGUCGCCAUCAUCCAGCCCGACAACCUCCAGAAGGAGCUCUUCACCGACUCGGGUGCCGGUACGCUCCUCCGCCGCGGCUACAAGCUGUACAAGCACGCUUCGAUCGACGCGGUCGGUCAGGACCGCCUCCGCCGCGUCCUCUCCGAGCGCGACGAGGACGUCACGAGCGGCCGCAAGUCGGUCGCGCAGGUCCUCUCCGAGCUCGAGAAGCAGCAGGCGCCGUUCACCAUCUACGGCGACGAGCCGUGCGACGUCGUCGCGAUCGUCUCGCACCCCGAGGGCCAGACUCCCGUCAUGACCAAGUUCCUCGCGAACCAGACGGCGAUCCAGAACGGCGUCACGGACAACGUCUUCAACUCGAUCAAGCGCGACUUCAAGCGCCUGUUCUGGACCGCCAAGGCCGACGACGAGAACAAGUCGUGGCACUUUGAGCGCGCCGACGGGUCGUUCACCCGCAACGGUCGCUCGUUGUACUACUACGGCGUCCAGGACGCCGGAGAAGUCGAGCGCCUCGUCAAGGACCUCGAUGCGAGCCAGCGCAUCGAGCGCGCGUACCUCCCCAUCUCGUACACCUCGUCCGCGCGCGGUACCGUCCACUCGGAGCCCAAGCUCGCCUCGGCUCUCCGCUCGUACUCGACUUCGGCUCGUCGUCCCGCGCCGACCGCGCUCGGCCAACAGACCCGGUCGUUCUCGACCUCGCCCGCGUACGCUGCGGCAGCCAAGCGAGUCGCACUCAUCGGUGCGCGCGGCUACACCGGCCAGAACCUCGUCUCGCUCCUCAACACGCACCCGUCGCUCUCGCUCUCGCACUGCUCGUCGCGCGAGCUCGCCGGCCAGCCUUUGAGCGACUACACGAAGGAGAAGGUCACGUACCAGAACCUCUCGUUCAAGGAGAUUGAGCAGCUCGAGGCGCAGUCCGCCGUCGACGCUUGGGUCAUGGCGCUCCCGAACGGCGUCAUGGCGCCUUUCGUCGAGGCGAUUGACAAGGGCGCGCAGGGCAAGAGCGAGGAGAAGAAGAGCGUCGUUAUCGAUCUCGGCGCCGACAAGCGCUUCGACGAUUCGUGGACCUACGGCCUUCCCGAACUGUACGGCCGCGACGCUCUCCGCACCGCCAAGCGCAUCUCGAACCCGGGCUGCUUCGCCACCGUCAUGCAGAUGCUCGCCGCCCCUCUCAUCCCGCACAUGUCUGCUCCUCCCACCGUCUUUGCCGUCUCUGGCUUCUCCGGCGCCGGCACCAAGUCAGGCUCGGAGCCCAAGAUCCCCGCCGAGUCGCUCAAGGGCGGCAUCCGACCUUACGCGCUUACGGACCACAUUCACGAGCGCGAGGCGGCGUUUCAGCUUUCUAAGCUCGUGACGGACGAGGCGCAGCUCUCGAAGGACGAGCUGAAGCCCGCCUUCAUCCCCUCCGUCGCGCCCUGGUUCCAGGGCAUCAUCGCGACCAUCUCGGUUCCCCUCAAGCAGGAGAUGCGGGCGUCGCAGGUCAAGGAGCUGUUUGAGCAGAAGUACGCGGGCGAGAAGCUCGUCAAGCUUCAGAACGAGGUGCCCGAGAUUUAUCAGAUUGCGGGCAAGCACGGCGUCCGGAUCGGUGGCAUCCAGGUUCACUCGAGCGGCAAGCGCGUCGUCAUUGUCGGCGUCAUCGACAACCUCCUCAAGGGAGCGGCGACCCAGUGCCUCCAGAACCUCAACAUCGCGCUCGGCUGCGACGAGCUGGCCGGCAUCCCUCUUGACUUCUGA
This is a messenger RNA of Rhodotorula toruloides NP11, 2730 nucleotides long. RefSeq names its product N-acetyl-gamma-glutamyl-phosphate reductase / acetylglutamate kinase. Gene Ontology annotation, cellular component: cytoplasm; mitochondrial matrix; mitochondrion. Lineage: Eukaryota; Fungi; Basidiomycota; Microbotryomycetes; Sporidiobolales; Sporidiobolaceae. The record is from RefSeq and is a predicted model, not a curated record. Gene Ontology annotation, biological process: L-arginine biosynthetic process. Bases 1 to 2730 code for a protein of 909 amino acids. Gene Ontology annotation, molecular function: L-glutamate N-acetyltransferase activity, acting on acetyl-CoA as donor; arginine binding; NADP+ binding. The transcript has 5 exons.